This is a messenger RNA of Rosa rugosa (rugosa rose), 1489 nucleotides long. Its product is annotated as protein ANTHESIS POMOTING FACTOR 1. Bases 132 to 1148 code for a protein of 338 amino acids. The record is from RefSeq and is a predicted model, not a curated record. The transcript has 11 exons. Gene Ontology annotation, molecular function: chromatin binding; protein binding. Gene Ontology annotation, cellular component: Set1C/COMPASS complex. NCBI's taxonomy places the organism in Eukaryota, Viridiplantae, Streptophyta, Magnoliopsida, Rosales, Rosaceae.
UCGGGGUUUUAACUUUUAAGGCAAAAGAAACCCGACCCUGUCCGGAGGUUCGAGACGGCGAGACUGUUCGCGGGAGACGAAGGGCCGCUCUGAAAUUUCCAGUUCCCCGAAAUGAGAUAGAGCAAUAAGCAAUGUCAAGCAUUCCCCAAAUGGCAGGAGGACCGGAAAGAGAAGAUAAGGUCUCUUUGGAGCUGACGGAGGAGAUUCUCCAAAGCAUGGAAGUUGGGCUGGCUUUCAGAGACUACAAUGGUAGAAUCAGUUCGUUGGAUUUUCACAAGGCUUCGAGUUAUGUAGUGACUGCUAGUGAUGAUGAAUCGAUUCGCUUGUAUGAUGUGUCCACUGCAACGUGCUUGAAGACCAUUAACAGCAAAAAAUAUGGGGUUGAUUUGGUCCGCUUUACUUCUCAUCCUACCACGGUUAUAUACUCGUCGAAAAAUGGCUGGGAUGAAUCGCUGAGGCUUCUCUCAUUGAAUGACAACAAGUACUUGCGCUAUUUCAAAGGACAUCAUGACAGGGUUGUCUCACUUAGCUUGUGCUCCCGCAAAGAGUGCUUCAUUUCUGGUUCUCUUGAUCGGACAGUUCUGCUUUGGGAUCAACGAGCCGAGAAGUGCCAGGGUCUUUUACGUGUACAAGGAAGGCCUGCCACUGCUUAUGAUGACCAAGGGCUUGUUUUUACAAUUGCCUUUGGUGGAUACAUACGAAUGUUUGAUGCCCGCAUGUAUGAAAAGGGUCCCUUUGAUAUCUUUUCUGUUGGGGGAGAUAUGUCUGAUGCAAAUGUUGUAAAGUUCAGUAAUGAUGGUAGACUUAUGCUGUUAACAACGACAGAUGGACAUAUUCAUGUACUUGAUUCAUUCCGUGGCACGCUUUUAUCCACGUACAAUGUAAAGCCCGUUUCAAGCAAUGCUACAUUAGAGGCUUCUUUUAGCCCAGAUGGGAUGUUUGUUAUGUCAGGUUCAGGUGAUGGUAGUGUCUAUGCUUGGAGUGUUCGGAGCGGGAAAGAAGUCACAAGUUGGCUUAGUACUGAAAGUGAACCUCCUGUUAUUAAAUGGGCUCCAGGAAGCCUCAUGUUUGCAACUGGGUCUUCUGAACUAUCAUUUUGGAUUCCGGAUUUGUCUAAACUGGCAGCUUAUGUUGGUGGAAGGAAGUAGAAGUUUUUGCCAGCUCUCCUUUGAUUUCUGGCAAAAAGCAGUUCAAAGAUGCCAUUCUAACUGUCCAUAAUCUUGAAGCAACCGAGAGUCUUCCCAUCUGGAUUGUUGUCAUGUACCUUACCUCUAGGACCCAAUCGAACAGAGAAAAGACAAUCUUGUACUCUCUAUGACUCUUUAGAAUUAAAAAAAUAUAUUUAAAGGGUUUAUAGAUGCUCUGCCAGUAUAGUCAAGAUUGUAUUUUCCACCCUUUGUAAAGUCGGUGUCAGGCAUCAACAUGUAAAGUUUUACAGAAUUAUAACCUUCCAAUUUUUCUGAUUGUAUGAAUAUUCCAUGAUUAUAAA